Messenger RNA from Esox lucius (northern pike), 8592 nucleotides. Its product is annotated as zinc finger protein 646. Lineage: Eukaryota; Metazoa; Chordata; Actinopteri; Esociformes; Esocidae. The record is from RefSeq and is a predicted model, not a curated record. Bases 601 to 6201 code for a protein of 1866 amino acids. Gene Ontology annotation, molecular function: RNA polymerase II transcription regulatory region sequence-specific DNA binding; DNA-binding transcription factor activity, RNA polymerase II-specific. The transcript is spliced from 7 exons. Gene Ontology annotation, cellular component: nucleus. Gene Ontology annotation, biological process: regulation of transcription by RNA polymerase II.
GAGAAUCUAUUCUAAGCAGCGCCUGCACCAACGGUGGUUUGUCUGAUUUGGAUUAACAACACGAUUGAGCGCGCAGGGGCGAAAUGGACCAGUUGGAAUAUCUGGAGAGGAAAAAACAUUUGACAACAUGCAAAAAGUAAUACGUUUUAAAUGUAUUGGUGUUUGAUGCAGACUGAAAUUUUAUUCUGCGCAUGAUGACGCGCAAAAGUACGUCUGUCUCCGCUUCACACCGCUAGCUAGCAGGAAGUAUGUUGAAUCGGUGGAAAAAAAGACCGAAGAAGCAAAGUCGGUUGUUGAUCUGAAAAAAAAAACAAGACUGCUAAAUGAAAUAGCAAAUGCUGCGUUUUCAGAAUUGCCUUCAUUCGCUCUGUUGCAAAGAACGUCAUUAAACGGUUUUCAUCCAGUGCCUGCUCUGUGUCCACAUCCUGUCAGUGCUGCCCUGACGGGGGUUGAAUGGCUGAAGUAAAAGAGACAAUCUCCGGCUCUGGGAAGAAAAUGGCUGACACCACAGAAUCCAAGAGCUAAGACUCUUUCUUUUCACCCUUGUCUUCUUUGUUGAUUAUCUUGAGAGGCCUGAUUUCCCCCCCUCCCCCUUUCCAUAUGUUUAAGCCUACUAUGGCAAUGCAUGAUAUGAGUCGUGCCAAGGGUUUCCCCUGUAAGGAGUGUGACAUGGUUUGCCCCAGUACACCCAGUCUGUUAGAACACAUGAAAGCUCACUACCAACAGGAAGAGAAUGGCAGGUUUGAGUGUGAGCAGUGUGGCCGCGUCUACAAGCAUGCCGGCAGCCUGGCCAACCAUAAGAAAUCCCAUGAAGUUGGUUCCUUUCAGUGUCCCGUCUGCACCAGAACUCUGCCCAAUGCCGUCGCCCUGAAGAACCACCUCCGCAUCCACACCCUGUCCCCUAGCAGUGCCCAGGCAGAGGAGGACGGUGGUGACGAGGUUGCCGAAGAGGGACACGAUGAGCGGGACUAUGGUCUGGCGCAGGACCUGUCUGAUGGCUUUGCCCGCAGUCACCUGAACAACAGUGGGAUGGGCCAUGGUGUGAUGUCGGGCCACGACCCAGAUGAUCAUAAGAAAUCGCCGGUGAACGACGAUGCCUGGGAUCGCCCGUUCAAAUGUGACCAGUGUGACAGGACCUACCGCCACCACGGCAGCCUGGUCAACCACAAGAAGUGCCACCAGCAAGGUGCUUUUAAGUGCACCGUCUGUUACAAGCAGUUCAACAACCUGGCCGCUCUUAACGGCCACGAGCGCACACACUCAAAGUUCAAGCCUCCUGGAGCGUCAAUGGUCAACAACAUACACGACUCGGUGACCGACCAACGCUCGUCCGGGCCCCAGGCCGACGACGUGACCAACUGCUAUUGCCACCUUUGCCAGGUAGCCUUGCCCAACAAGACUGAUUUCCAGGAGCACAUCCUGUUGCACAAUGCAGCCUCCUCCUCACUGGGUCUUGGCCGUAGUUUCCCCGGGAUUAUGCCGCACAAUCUCAGCGCUGUCCGCUCGCCAGCGUACACGCCCGCACUGGGCGACCCCCUUCCGCUUCCCCCCUUGCCAAACGAUAAACGUGGCCCCUUUGACCCUAUGCUUGGACCCCCGGUCAAUAACCCCAUUUACACCUGUGCAUAUUGUGGGGCCGGGCAUCCAGAUCUGGAAAGCCUUAAAGUUCAUUAUCUGACCCAUGACCCCCACCCAGGCUCACAUAGUCAGGACGGUAUCCUGAACACUGACGGGAUUGGUUCUAACUCUAACCCCUCGCCGUCUGGGGAGAGAGUGCAGUCUUCGUCAGAUGAUGGCGACCGCCGCUUCAAGUGUCAGGAUUGCGGCAAAAGCUACCGCCACGCUGGAAGCCUGGUAAACCACAAGCGUUCCCACCAGACGGGCCACUACCAGUGCACCAUCUGCUGCAAGCAGUACCCGCAUCUGGCUGCCCUGCACAGCCACCUUCGCAGCCACAAGGGACGGACGUCCAACCAGUCAUCCCUCAACACUGAGGGCGACUGGCUCUCCUCGGAACCCCUGACACUCGACUCUCAGAAUAGCUAUGUGCAGGAGGGGAGUGGCGCCACCACUCCCAUCUCCCUCCCUGGCAAUCUCGGUGACGCUGCUCACUUUGUCCCUGACGGCGGCCACAGCAGCGGUUUGGAUUCGCUGGAGUUCCAUGAUCGAUUCGAUGGCUCCCUCGCCCAGAGCAACUCCGGGCACUCCCCUCUUCCCCAGAACCAUCGCCAGGCUGACCGGCACAUGUGUGCCGACUGUGGGGAAAUGUACGGGGACAUCUCGGGCAUUAAGUCUCACAUGUGCCCCCAGCGGCGACAGAACCAGGGGAUGUCCAAUGGUUUCAUGGGCAACAUGAGUGGCUACAAUGGUUCCGGUGGCGCCGCUCUGCCUUCAGGUGGCGGAAGUGUGAAGGAGGGCAAUGGACAACGUGCCCAGUAUAGUUCCCAGCCCCAUGCUCAAGGCGAUGGGAAGAGAAUGAACAAGGAGGACGAAGAUGACGGCGAGGUGUACCAGUGCUCCGUUUGUGGGAACCAUUAUGCCAGCCUCAGGGCCCUGAGGAGCCACCUGCGAAGCCAUGCCAACAACCCCACAGGGCCCGGGACCUCGGCCCUUUCCUCGAACGGCGAGCCAGACUGGAGGAUGAUCUGUAGCACAUGUGGCCAGAGCUUCUCCAGGAAACAAGACCUGCUGAACCAUCAGCUGAUUCACGGGCCACAAAGGUCAGAUGCGGCGGCGCAGGGAAUGACCAACGAUCCCACCAAUGCCAAUGGCAAAAUGGAUGGCGAUGGGAGGAAUCACAUUUGCGUUGACUGUGGCAUGUUCUUUGCCGAUCGCCAUCACCUGAUCACACACCUGUGUCCUGGGAAGGGAAGGGGAGGGGUGCUUAGCAAAGAAGGAUUGAAUGGCGCUAAAGGGAUGGCUGGCGGAGAUGGAGUUGGUGGCGGCGGAGUUGGGGGACCUGGAGGCAGUCGUGAUAUGGGGGGACAGGACCGUAGACAACAGAUGCCAGAUUCAGAUGAUCGACCACACAAAUGUGACCAGUGUGGGAGGGGCUACCGACACCCCUGUUCGCUGCUCAACCACAAGAAAUCUCACAAGACCGGAGUCUUCAGGUGCCUCGUCUGCCAGAAGCGCUAUUAUAACCUCCUAGCCCUCAAGAAUCACCAGAGGACCCACUUCGACCUAAAAAGCAAGGCUGCCGCUGGCACAGGGAGAAGCGGUUCCCAAGUGGCACCCGAUUCCGAAACGAUGGCUUUACUUGAAUGGCACAAGUGUGAAGAGUGUGGCAAGGCCUUCAAAAUCCAGAAGCAGCUAGAGAACCACCUCCGGCUCCAUGAGGAACACAGAGCAAAGGCCCACGCCCAGCUUGCGAAACUAGGCAACGGAAGGUAUCAAGGAGGACCCUCUGGCAUGCAGGCCAUGAGAGGAGAAUCGUCCAAAACUCAAAACCCUGGCAUGGGGGGAGUGAAAUAUGGACAACAGCAGCAGCAACCGCAGCAACAGCAACAGCAACAACAGCAGCAGCAGCAGCAAGGCUUCAAACCGUCAUACUCACAGGCCGGUACGUCACGGGCUCAGAACUUUGAUCUCCAAGAAGGGGUGCGACGACCCUUCGCCUGCGACGAAUGUGGGCGGAGCUAUCGCCACGCGGGCAGCUUGGCCAAUCACAAGAACCUACACAAAAUCGGCGAGUAUCACUGCAAUGUCUGCAACUCCACCUACCCCAACCGCCUGGCCAUGAAAAACCACCUGCGUCUCCAUUUCGCCCUCAAGAAGCACACUUGCCAGGAUUGCGGCAAAGGGUUCCGCACGCAGAAGCAGCUGACCACCCACCACUCAGCCCAGCUGUGCAAAGGGGUUCCCGGGGUGGCCCCCCAGAUGGACUACGAGUGUGACGGGUGCUGCGAGGGCUUCGCCACAGCGGAACAGCUGGCCGCACACGACUGCCCGGCCCAGCAGCUCCCCUCGUCCUCCGCCUCCCUCAACAGCUCCAGCCUUAGCAUGGAUGGGGCUGACCUCGGGUCAGACGAGCGCCCCUACAGCUGUGACCUGUGCAGCUGCACUUACAAGCACGCCAGCAGCCUGCUGAACCACAAGCACACGCACAAGACGGGCACCUUCACCUGCACCUAUUGCGACAAGCCGUACUCCAACUACAUGGCGCUGCGCAACCACAUGCGCAUCCACACGCAGAAGAAGAGGCACAUCUGCCACCACUGCGGGAAAGCCUUCCGGCUGGCCAGGUUCCUCCGCAAUCACCAGAAGGUCCACGAGGAAGGCCACACACGCUUUGGCUGCCCCAGCUGCGGGAAGAGCUUCCAGGGGAGGUCUGGCCUGGCGAGGCACCGCUGCGGGGAGAACCAGGUAGGCAAGGAGGGCAGGAGGAUGGCCGCUGCAAGCACGACAGGGGGAGAAGAGUGCCGGUACACAUGUGACCAGUGUGGUCGUUCCUACGCCCACGCCAGCUCCCUCCUCAACCACAAAAACACCCACACCAUCGGCAUUUACCACUGUGCUGUGUGCCUCAAGACCUACUCCAACCUUCUGGCCCUUAAGAACCAUCGGCGCAUCCAUUCAGAAAUCAGGCGUCACCGCUGCCCGGAAUGCGGCAAGGCUUUCCGCGUCUCCUCCCAGCUCAAUAGCCACCGCCGUGUCCACCUCAAGGAGAGGGAGCUGACUUGUGGACCCUGCCAGCGCAGCUUCCCCAGCCAUGCCAGUUUCAGGCUCCACCAGGAGAUCUCCCACGGUCAAGCACCCAGGCCCCCCCAGCAGAUGCAGGCCAGGGCUGGGGGAGCGUCUGGGAGCACCUCCGGGGGCGGGGGUUCGGGCCUGAGCUGGGACUCUGGCCUGGAUCUCACACUGUUGCAGGCCCAAGGACUGGAUCCCAACGGACUAAAAAUGAACUCCCCGUCUUUCCAGGGCCCCAGUGGCAGCCGUGGCCGUGGGUCGACGGGGACCAAGUCCCACGUCUGCGACCAGUGUGGCCGCGGAUACCUCCACGCCAGCUCCCUCCUCAACCACAAAAACAGUCACAAAACGGGUGCCUACUUCUGCAACUCCUGUCAGAAGGAAUUUCCCAACCUGAUGGCCCUUAAGAACCACCGGCGCAUCCACACAGAGCCCAAACGUUUCCAGUGCCCCGACUGCGGGAAAUCCUUCAGAGUGUCCACCCAGCUCAUCUGCCACCGGCGCAUCCACACCAAGGAGAAGCCCUUCUCCUGCCAGCACUGCGACAAGCGCUUCUCCAGCAAGUCCAACCUCCGCCACCACCAGAAGGUGCACUGGACCAGCUCAGCGCCCCCUGCCACGGCCAUGGGCGCUGCCAGCUUCCUGGGUCAUCCGCCAGCUGGUUCCGGGAGACCACCCAAGUUGUACGUCUGCGACCAGUGCGGUCGUGGAUACCGCCAUGCCGGAUCUCUCCAGAACCACAAAAACACCCACAAAACGGGCUCCUAUUUCUGCACCUCCUGUCAGAAGGAGUACUCAAACUUGAUGGCCCUCAAGACCCACAGGCGUAUCCACACCGAGGUGAAACGCCACCGCUGUACGGACUGCGGGAAGGCCUUCCGUGCGUCUAGCCAGCUCAUCGUCCACCGGCGCGUCCACACCAAGGAGAAGCCCUUCGCCUGCCGCCAGUGCGACAAGCGCUUCUCCAGUAAGCCCAACCUUCGUCACCACACCAAGUUGCACUGGACCGGCUCGGCAGCCUCCAGCUUCCUGGGCCAUCCGGUGAUUGUCGGCGAAGCCCGUUCGCACGUCUGCGGCCAAUGCGGCCGGGCCUACCGCCAUGCCAGCACACUUCUCAACCACAGGAAAACCCACAAGACCGGCUCCUAUUCCUGCACCUCCUGUCAGAAGGAGUUUCACAACCUGAACGCCCUUAAGAACCACCGGCGAAUCCACACGGAAGCCAAACGCCAUGGGUGCCCGGAGUGCGGGAAGUCCUUCCGGGUGUCCACCCAGCUCCUGGUCCACCAGCGCGUCCACACCAAGGACAGGCCAUUCCCGUGCCACCAGUGUGACCGGCGCUUCUCCAGCAGGUCUGACCUGCGCCACCACGUGAAUUUACACUGGGCGGGUCCGGGGAGCCCAACGCGGCCUGCUGUCUCGGUGCCUGCUUCCGGUGCCGCCGUGUUGGGCGUGCCUCAGUGUCACGGUGGUACAAAGUUUGGGUUCGGAUGGGGGAAAGGGAGGCGCUGACAUGCCACAGUUCUGGAGGUGCCAAGCUCUCGGCCGCUUUCCUCCUCACUCGCCACCAUCUCCAUCUGGUUGCGAGUGUGAGGUGUUAUGUUGGUAGGCUUUCGUGAAGCAGGUCACGUGGUCUGGACACAAUGCUCUGCAUGCGACAUCAGACAACGAAGAGAAAUAGCACUUCAAGAUGUCUAUACUGGUUAGGACACUGAUCACAAAGGGUUCCCCGACUUGCCAUCAUCCUCCACAGCUGGCUGUGUUAAACCCUCCGGGGGGAUGACCUUCCGCCCAAAACGGUGCUCCAGGAUUAGUGUUGAACAUUCAGUGUAAAGGUUUUGGCAUUGCUUCUCAGUCUGCAUUACACGUCAUGACAUCCCAGCCCAUGUCUGAUGACCUUCAAUUAAGCCUUUGCUCGCGGCUUAUGUUGUUUUGAACAGUUUAAAAGAUAUUGACGAAUAACUAGUGGUUUUUAGACAUAAAUAAUGGCUGUUGGACAUUUAACAUUUUAACGGGAGGCUAUGUCACAUGUCUUUUGAAGGAGUUCCAUCUUCAGCGUAUAUUACUCUGUUGCGCGGUUCUGAUAUUUUGUAGGUUGUGGGGUUGUUUUUUUCAGCACAAACACGAGAAUCUAACUUUUAUUCUGCGGAUGACAACAAUGCUCCAAAAUGUAUUGGUGUGUUCUAGCAUUACGUGUGUUUUAGUCAUUAUUCCAAAACGUCUCUGGGUCCCUCCUAGUUUCUACACUUCGCUGUACACCACAUAUAGGUGGAUAAUAGGGUGUAGAUUGAAAACAAAUUAAAAAAAGUGUAUAACAUUAGGUUGUUUACGGCAUUGGGUUUUAUCCUGUAUCGUAACCAGUGCCGGCUCUAGCCUUUUGGGGGCCCUAAGCAAAAUGUCAUUUUUGGCCCCCUUGGUCGUAACUGUACUUCUAUUAUUAACAGUACAACUUUUAUAGGUCAUUGUAGUAUGCAUUUAUUUAUAUUAACACUUAUAUAAACAGUAGUUUUAGGAUCAGUUUGAGAACUGUGUUGUAACCAACUGACUGUUCACUGUUUGUGUAGAUGACCAGGAGUCACGGAUAAAUGACUCUUCAACGCUAUUAAUAUUAAUUUCCUUUGUACAAUGAAGAGGGAGCUGUUCUGUGUUUUGACUGCAGUGGCCUUUGAAUUGGGGUUGUACCAUCCUCCCCAUGACUCAGACCCAACACGUCUUUUUCAGAAAAGGAACCGCACCGUGUGCAUUCAUUGUUAUUUGUUUUGCUACUCUUGUGUUGUAACCCUUGUAUUCAUUCAUUAGUAUUUACUUCUGUAAGAUUGUGUCGUGUACACAUAUCUGUGUUACUAUACUCGAUAUUCAAAGCUCUGUGUGAUCGUGUUUUAAGGGGAGCACUGGUGCUAAUAAGUAACAUCUAAAGUGAUACUAAAGUGAUUUAGGAGGGAUGUUCUAAAACUAGACCCCAGAACAACUAUUUGGCCCUCUUAACCCUUGCAUUUAUGGGACUCUUCGAUAACAGCGAAUUUAGAAAAGAUGCUUUGAAAUACUAUUCACUGAAGUUCUUACCUUUUUGUUGAUUACUGUUCACUUUUAUAUACUAUGUUUGAAUCAUAUAUUUUUUUUUUAAAUAACGUGUUAUAACCCCUAAUGCUGAGUUCUGAAAAUAAAUAGCUGGGAAAAUUAGCUAAGAAAAAGUGUUUUGAGUCAAUACCCAGCAAACCAAAAAGUAUGUCCCCGAACGUCAGUAGAUUUUGUCAACAUUCCCUGGAUGUUCAUAGGAUGUCCCUUGUUGGCUGGGUUGCCUUUUAUCUCCUCUUGCUUUUUAUGUAUUUAAGUUCUGAUUUGAUAACCAUCACACUUGGAUUCAGUUGAGAAGCAAAGUUGUAGACAUUGAGGCAUUUAAAGCUUUUUGUUGUUCUCAGAUAUUAACCAUUCACAGUUAAGUAUGUGGAAGUUGACUAAUUUGGACAUUUCCAUUAAAAGUUGGAAUGCCUACAAUCAGCUUUCAAAUUUAUUCCAUGACUUAAACCCUUUUUAACACUUUAGUAAUGUUUCAUACAUGUAUACAAUACCUACAGAAAGUAUUUCUGUAACCUUUUAUUGGUUUAUGGACUUAAUUGAUGAAAUAUAUGUAUUUUUUCCAUUCAUCUACAGUCAAUGACUGAUAAUGACAAUGUGAAAAGAAUUUUUUAAAGAAUGGUGCCAAUUUUGUUUUAUUGAAAAUGAAAAACUGAAAUAUCUAAUGUACUGAGGUAUUCACACUAGGGCUGUCACGAUAUCAGAUUUUCACUACAUGAUUAUCGUGGCCAAAAUAAUUCACGGUAACGAUAUUAUCGCGGUAUCUAUAGAAAAUUUGAAGUAAAAAAUGCUAUCAGUUAAAUUCAUCUUCAACUUUGUUUAAUGUGU